UAAGGUCUUACGGAGAUGCACCAAAAAUAGUUCUGGUGUUGUUCGAAUGAGUAAAAACAAUUUAUCAGGAAUAUUCAUAGCAACAAAUCGAUGUCAUCACAGGACGAUCUCAAGACGUGGCAGCGGUGCCGCGUGUGCGGGGAGGCCGCCGCGGGCUUCCACUUCGGUGCCUUCACCUGCGAGGGCUGCAAGUCGUUCUUCGGCCGGACGCACGUGAACGGCGCGGCGUCGCUGGGCGAGUGUCGCAACGGCGGCCGCUGCGUCGUGACGCGCAAGACGCGCACGGCCUGCAAGACCUGCCGUCUUCGUCGGUGCCUGCAGGCGGGCAUGUCGCGCAGCAGCAGCCGAUACGGCAGGAGAUCGAACUGGUUCAAGAUCCACUACCUACAACAAGGACAAGAAAAAGACCCCCGCGUGCAGGAGGUCGACCACAAAAGACACGAUGAAGCUUCUCGGGUCCUCGCUACGAGCAGCGACAGCACUACCACUACCGGCACUUGUGGCACUGACGCCAACAAAUGUCGAAGCAACAGCAAUGACAAGGCAAGAGAGUGA
This is a messenger RNA of Hyalella azteca, 555 nucleotides long. RefSeq names its product protein embryonic gonad-like. Gene Ontology annotation, biological process: regulation of DNA-templated transcription. NCBI's taxonomy places the organism in Eukaryota, Metazoa, Arthropoda, Malacostraca, Amphipoda, Hyalellidae. The record is from RefSeq and is a predicted model, not a curated record. The transcript has 5 exons. Bases 91 to 555 code for a protein of 154 amino acids. Gene Ontology annotation, molecular function: sequence-specific DNA binding; DNA-binding transcription factor activity; zinc ion binding.